Molecule: messenger RNA, 3221 nt
Organism: Exophiala dermatitidis NIH/UT8656
Lineage: Eukaryota; Fungi; Ascomycota; Eurotiomycetes; Chaetothyriales; Herpotrichiellaceae
Product: poly [ADP-ribose] polymerase
Exons: 2
Coding region: 363-2495 (710 amino acids)
Molecular function (GO): NAD+ poly-ADP-ribosyltransferase activity
Source: RefSeq, a predicted model, not a curated record
GUUGGUGCACACUUGAGACAUCCUGAUCCACCACUCAAAUCAGUGACAACCUACUACUAGUAGUACAACUGUUGACCUGCCUCAAGCUUAGAUCGGCUGCUUCAAGACAACUACCACCAACACUGCCACCACCAGUAGCACCACUGUGGGGAGCGAUAGCCGAUCUUACCUCGACUACCUCUCCUACCCUCUGCUUCCCUUGUUCACCUGCCGAGCAAGACGCAGCUGAUGCCUUGGAUUCUCUGCCUUGUACUGCUUCAUUCCUCAGGUGGAUAUAUAUCACCCGGCAUUCUGCUAGUCUCCUGAAGACUUCUUGUCCCUCUACUACUGACCCAACCUCCCACUGAUCUUGUCUAGCAAAAAUGCCUCGCAAGAAAGCCUCCUCCCCGGCUCCCAGCCUUUCCUUGUCGGGUAUUGCUAUCACUUUUGCUUCCUACUCACCCACUGUUCAUUCCUAUCUUGAGGAGAAGACCGUCCAGCAGGUAAAGGGCGACAUCGCCGAGUGCGGUGGCAGCUACACCCCUCGGAUCGAUCUAUGCUCUCAUUUCGUCGCUAGUCAAGAUCAGUACGACAGAAAGCUCAAACGCGUCGUCGAUGCUGUGGCCAAUACCGACGUGGUCAUCGUCAGUUAUGACUGGCUGGUGGCUUCGCUCAAAUCAAAGACACCUGUCAGCACCGAUGGGCACGUCCUUGUCCCGGCUGGUGCUGAUAGUGACGGCGACGCCGAGAGUGAUACAGACACUCAGCUCCCCAAGAACCCAACCACACCUCUGAAGCGUCGGCGACAAGAUGAUGAUGAUGACGAUGAACAGGAUCUCGCGCUCACCAAGAAAGCAAAACUUUGUAUUCCGGCUCCAUUUCCGACUAUUGGUGAUGAAGCAGAAGACGAUGAGGAAGACACAGCGAUUGCUAAACAACCAACGAUCAAUGUCCCUGUGGACAAAUUCAACAGCAAGCAUGUGGAGGGACACCGUGUUUAUGUCAGCGACAACGGAGUCCCUUAUGAUGCCACGCUCACCUACUCCCAUUCUUACCAUAACAACAACAAGUUUUACAGGAUGCAGCUAUUGGUCAACACAGAGACUAAUAAAUACCACUGCCACUGCCGCUAUGGCCGCGUCGGCGACAAUGGACAAUCAAGGGUGCUUGGGAACGGUACGUUGGCAAAUGCCAUUCGCGAGUUCGAGAAAAAGUUCAAAGAGAAAAACGGCAAUGUCUGGGAACACCGAAAUAAGCCUCCGGGUCCACACAAAUACACCUACAUCGAGAUGAAUUACGAAGCUUCUGACGACGAAGAGGAACAAGAUGACGAUCAGCAACCAACUCCGCAGUCCAAGCGGGCCAACAAAGUCAAGGAUGUGCCGAAGAUCGAGAGCAAGCUGCCAGAGAGUGUGCAACGUCUGAUGAAUCUCAUCUUCAAUAACAAACUGUUUGAGAGCAUCAUGGUUGACCUCGAUUAUGACUCAAAACGCAUGCCGCUCGGGAAGCUUAGCAAGAAGACUCUUCUCCAAGGCUAUGAGGUCUUGAAGGAGCUUGCGACUCUGAUUGCAAAUCCGGCUCCUGUGUCUUUGUCCUACAGCAUAGAUAUCGAGAGGAAAAGCAACAAGUAUUUCUCGCUCGUCCCACACGUUGUCGGUCGCAAAUCGGUCCCGGUUUUAUCCACAUUGGGUCUCAUUAAGCGCGAGAUCGAGUUGUUGGAAGCCUUGACAGACAUGCAGUUGGCGAACGAGAUCAUGAAGGCAGCAAAUAUCGACAAGCCCACCAAGCAGGAGAGACUCCACGUCAUUGAUCGACAAUAUGAGAAACUCGGCUUGCGGGAGAUGACGCCUGUCAAGAACAACACCAUGGAGUAUCUUGAGAUAUUGAACUAUUUGAGACACUCGGUGGGUAACACUCACGGUUACAAAUAUCAACUCGAGGAUGUUUUUCGCAUCGAGCGUGACGGCGAAGCGGACCGGUUGAAUAGCUCACCGUAUGCGAAGCUCGGUCGAAAGAGUGAUCGGCGUCUCCUGUGGCAUGGCUCGCGGUGCACCAAUUUCGGCGGUAUUCUCAGUCAAGGUUUGCGAAUUGCACCACCGGAAGCACCGUCGUCGGGCUACAUGUUUGGAAAGGGCGUCUAUCUGGCGGAUAUGAGUAGCAAGAGUGCAGGCUACUGUUUCCACACCAACAGUGGCGGCACCGCACUGUUGCUGCUCUGCGAAGCCGAGCUGGGAGCCGAUCCAUUGCGACUAGCCCACUCUGAUUACGAUGCAGGAGAACGAGCAAAGAAAGCCGGAAGUAUCUCCACCUUUGGCAUGGGCCGAACCGUGCCGCAGCGUUGGAAGGAUGCCUCGUGCAUUCACCAGGGGUUGAAGGGUGUUAAAAUGCCUGAUGUUGUCACGAAACCUGCCGGCCCGUCUUCUGAACCCAACGCCUCGCUGCUUUACAACGAGUACAUUGUCUACGACGUCGCUCAGAUCAAGCUUCGAUAUCUGCUGCGAGUCCGGAUUAAUUGACGACCACGUUGCAGUUACAACCGAGCCAGUCGAAUGUUUCCAGUCACGACUCACCCCGAGCUUUGUUCUGUGUCUUUUUUUUCUCUACUUCAGCAACAGCAUUGAAGCGUUGGGUCCGACUAACUUCAGUGAGUGGUCACGCACGCCGACUCACUUGGCCUCGAGAUGGUUCGACCAAUGAAUGUCUCGCUCACAUGGAGACCCGAGAACAACCCAAAACUUGUCAUGAUGUGGCAGCAGCAGACACCUUCAUGGACCACAGCACCUUGAUCAUCGGCGAGCACACCACUCAGAGCUAGGUGGGAUAAGUUGGCUGGCUAGCUUUCAUCACAAACAGCACAGUCAAUGGGUGACAUGAAGUCCUUUUUAUUCUCUCCUGGUUCCCAGCACAAUUCGUAUUGUUCCUGUUUGUUUCGUUGAUCCUAUUUUGCUUGCUCUUGUUCUUCUGCCGCCGCUCUUUGGUACUAUUGUAUUCCUGCUUUCUGUUUUUGACCCUCGUUGGUGGUCUUAUUGUACGUCGUAAAAUUUGAAAGUUUGGAAUCUGAGCGAGAAACCCCAAUUUGUUCCAUCAUUUAUCGUUCGAUGGCUCUAACAUAACCAUUCCUAGCCAUGCAAGUAUUCAUUAGAAGGAAGUCUCGGACAGUAUAUGUAUGUAUCGAAGAGGAUGAUGAUUUAAGAAUUGAUAUACCCUUUGAGAAUGAUUCAGCAAUAUAUUCAUUCACUCCG